ACCUGCUGGUUUGUUGCCCAUGUGCUAGCAGCUGGCGGCAGUUCUCUCGGAAAUCGCUGGGGUUGGGUUCCGCGGGCGCUACCUGCCCAUCAAAAUUAUUUGUUAACUUUAGAAUAUUUUCGCUGGAAUUAUUUCAUGUGACCAAGAAGUACGAGGAAAUCUUCACUGCGCUCCAAACUCGAUGUGGACAAACCUCGGCGACCUUCCCUUAUUGCAGAAAUGUGAACCCCUGGCUCAGGAACAUGAAACACAGAAGUUUUGAAAUGUUUUACUGCUUUGUUUUCUUCACCCUUUUUGAAUUCAGCUUAGGUUCAGAAUCUGCGAGAAGGCAACCCUAACUUUUGAAGGCUGAGGGAGACCGCACUAUGGCCGAAUCCGUCAAGGUGCUGGUCCGAUGUCGGCCCAUGAACAGUCGAGAGAAGGGUCUCAACUGUGAGGUGGUGGUGUUCAUGGAGCCGAGCGUGAUGCAGGUCUCCAUCGUCAACCCGGCCGACAAGAACGCGCCGCCAAAGUCCUUCACCUUCGACGGCGUCUACUACAUGGACUCCAUCACCGAGAACAUCUACAAGGACAUGGCCUACCCGCUGGUCGAGGGCACCCUCGAGGGCUACAACGGCACCAUCUUCGCCUACGGACAGACCGGCUGCGGCAAGUCGUUCUCCAUGCAGGGCAUCAAGGACCCGCCCACGCAGGUCGGCCUAAUCCCGCGUGCGUUCGAGCACAUAUUCGACGUGACCUCCACUUCGGAUGAGUCCAAGUUUCUGGUGCACGGAUCCUACCUGGAGAUCUACAACGAGGAGAUCCGCGACCUGCUGGGCGUCGACUCCAAGAAGAAGAUCGAGUUGAAGGAGCACCCGGAGAAGGGCGUCUACGUGCAGGACCUGACCAAACACCCGGUGGCCAACACCAAGGAGUGCGAGGCGCUCAUGGCCAAGGGCUGGAACAACCGAUCCGUCGGCGAGACGCUGAUGAACAAGGACUCGUCGCGCUCGCACUCCAUCUUCACCAUCUUCAUCGAGAUGAUCACGCCGGCCAAAAAGCCGGGCGCCAAGGACAACAUCCGCGCCGGCAAACUGAACCUGGUCGACUUGGCCGGCUCCGAGCGACAGGGAAAAACGGGUGCCACCGGCGAUCGUCUGAAGGAGGCCACCAAAAUCAACCUGUCGCUGUCCGCGCUGGGAAACGUCAUCUCGGCCCUGGUCGACGGCAAGAGCAAACACAUCCCCUACCGAGACUCCAAACUAACCCGACUACUGCAGGACUCUCUGGGAGGCAACACCAAGACGAUGAUGGUAGCCUGUCUGUCGCCGGCCGACAACAACUACGACGAGACGGUCAGCACCCUGCGCUACGCCAACCGCGCCAAACAGAUCAAGAACAAGCCCAAGAUCAACGAGGACCCCAAGGACACCCUGCUCAGGGAGUACGCCGAGGAGAUCAAGAAGCUCAAGGAGCAGCUGGAGUCGGCCGGCGGGCCCGCCCAGGUCAAACUCGAGAAAGUUGUGGACGAGGAGGCGAUCCAGCGCGAGCGGGAGAAGCUCAAGGCCGAGUACGAUCAGGAGAUGAAGAAGAUGAAAAAGGAGCUGGAGAAGCAGCAGAAGGCCGGCGGCGGCAGCGGACCGCCCGACCCGGCCGAAGUGGAAAAACAGGCCGCCAAAAUACGGGCCGAGUUCGAGGAGCGGGAGCGCAAAAUGAGGGAGGAGCUGGAGGCUCAGAAAGCCAUGAUGUCCGGCGGCGCCAUACCGCAAAACGUCGACCCAGAGGUCUACGAAAAACUGCGCGUGCUGCAGCAGCAGAUCGUGGGCGGAGAGUCGGCCAACGACCAGCAGGCGGUCAUGAAGCGCCGCAAACAGAACGAGGAGGUGCAGCGGCGCAGGAAGGAGAUCGCCGCCGCGCUCGGACGCAGCGCCGCCGAGGACGAGGACGAUGACGAGAUACUCGUCAAGGCGUACGACGACGUGCAGUCGACGCUGCGCGCGCGCACAGACCUCGCCAAGAAGAUGAAGAGCCGGCUGAAGGCCCAGGAGCAGGAGAUCCGCGACAUCCAGCGCGAGUUCGCUGUGGAGCGAGACGACUACCUGGAGACGAUCCGGCGCCAGGAGCAGGGCAUGCGCCUGCUGGAGCAGCUGCUGGCGCGCGUGCAGCCCACCAUCCGCAAGGACUGCAACUACUCCGACCUGGAGGCCAUCAAGAAGCAGGCCAUCUGGGACGAGGUGGAGCAGAAGUGGCGGCUGCCCGAGCUGCAGCUGCAGAAGACCAAGCUGCCGCCGCCCGUGCUGGGUUUCGGCGCGCCGACCACCAGCACCAAGUACAAGGGUCCCGGCGGCACGGACUGGGCCCAGGAGGAGACGCGCAUCUCCAAUCGUCUGGAGCGCGGCGCCGAGGAGAAUAUCGCCGGCUCCUACUUCAAACACCCGACCAACACGCGCCAGGCGGAGAUCCUGUUCAAGACGCAGCUGGCGGCCGAGCAGGCUGCCAAACAGGGACAGGGCUACAUGGACCCUGCCGCCUACUGGACCAAGAGCGCCCCGCCCAGUCCCACAGGAUCCAACCACAGCUUUGCACCUAUGGGGAGAGGCUUUCAGCCGGACGCGCGAAAGCCGGCGCGUCUGGCUCCGGUCGGCGGCGGCGGCGGCAAGAAGAACUUCAUGGCCGCCCUAUAGCCGGCGCCGGCGGGGACCGCGCCGGCGCCGUGACUGGUCAGUCGGCCGGCUCAGGUCAGUCCGGCCCGGUCCGGUCAGUCCUGCUGGUCAGGUUAGUCCGGCCCGGUCUGGUCAGUCCUGCUGGUCAGGUCAGUCCGGCCCGGUCAGGUCAGUCCGGCCCGGUCUGGUCAGUCCGGCCCGGUCAGGUCAGUCCUGCUGGUCAGGUCAGUCCUGCUGGUCUGGUCAGUCCUGCCCGGUCUGGUCAGUCCGGCCGGUCCCGUUACGUUCAGGAGGCGGGCGGAGGCGGCGACGGGCGCCGUUGGCCGCACUGGGCCGGCGGUCUGCCCGGCCUGGAUGCCGCCCGGCCGUUGUGAUACCGUCCUUAUGAAGCAGGGAGAGAUACCAGUGCCUUGUGGCCGUCGGGCCAGACCUCUCAGACGGAGAGCCAGCUAGUUAGCGGAUAGCCACCGAUAGAUCCGACUGACCCGGGAUCCCCCGGGACGGAGCCACUCGUAGAGCGGGCGGGCAGUAUUAAACCGGUGGACCAACACGCCACUACCAGUGCCUACCAGAAUAGGGUCGUCACACGCGGCGGCCGAUAGCCAUUUUAUGGAGCUGUUUAUUGUUAGCUGAUGGAGUCCGGGUGUCUCGCCGGGGAAAUUGGUGCGUCCAUCGCGCGUUGUUCUCGAUCUGCGGCAAUACGAUACCGAUGGUGAUGUACAAUCGUAGCGUCUGACGGGGACGGUUUGUAUACCAGUGCAAUAUUUCAGAGCAGCUAUUCUAUGACUCGGUCUCAUGCCAUUGUCCUGUACCUAAUGUACCGUUCUGCGGUUCAAAUAUAAAUGUGUGCGUCCUGAA
This is a messenger RNA of Amphibalanus amphitrite, 3500 nucleotides long. Its product is annotated as osmotic avoidance abnormal protein 3-like. NCBI's taxonomy places the organism in Eukaryota, Metazoa, Arthropoda, Thecostraca, Balanomorpha, Balanidae. Bases 366 to 2663 code for a protein of 765 amino acids. The transcript is spliced from 16 exons. The record is from RefSeq and is a predicted model, not a curated record. Gene Ontology annotation, molecular function: microtubule binding; ATP binding; microtubule motor activity. Gene Ontology annotation, biological process: microtubule-based movement.